Messenger RNA from Mesorhabditis spiculigera, 678 nucleotides. The record is from the annotation of a GenBank genome assembly. NCBI's taxonomy places the organism in Eukaryota, Metazoa, Nematoda, Chromadorea, Rhabditida, Rhabditidae.
AUGAGCUCUUGCGAAAUAAACGACGGCUACAAGUCAGAAGAGGACGAGGACUAUGUACCCGAGAAAGAAGAAGAAGAAGCACCGCUUGAGCAAAGCGGAAUCCAAGGAGGACGCGGACAGAGAAACAAGCCAAAAAGUGCUGUUGCCCCCAAGACUGUGGAAGAAAAGAGCGUCACAGCUGAGGAUUGCUCGGCGGAUUUCCUUGAUGACCUUUUCGGAAUCACCGCUCCAUCGAGUUCCACGUCGAAACCACCCACAACGAAACCUUCUGUGGAGAACAAAGUAGUGCCGGCUGUGGACAAAGUGAAAGCGAAUACCACACUUAUUACUGAAGUCUACGAUUACGCCGGAGAGGAAGUUCGGCUCGAACGAGAGGUCACCGAACAAGAGUACGAGAAGAUCAAAGCUAAAGAAGAAAAAGCGAAAAGCCAACCACCAAAAAGGAGGACUACUGAUAUGGGAGUCGUACUUGAAGUUCUGACGAAAAAGAAGAAAAUGUCUGCUCUGGAUAAAACUUCACUAGACUGGAAUGCUUUCAAAAAGGAAAAGAAUCUAACGGAAGAGCUCGAGACGUUCAAUAAGGGUCGAGAUGGGUACUUGAAGAAAAUGCAGUUUCUCAACGAUGCGGAUCAAAGGCAAUUCGAAAAAGAGAAGGAAUUGCGGAAGAACAUUCGUAAA